AAUUUACCAGGGGGGGAGGGCGCGACCUAAGCGGCGGAAGCCCUCACUCCGUUAGAGAAGAAGAUGGCGGCCCUGCGAGCGGUGGUGUCGACCGGUACCGGGAGGACUCUCCUGGCCGCGCCGAAAGCAGUCCAUUCUUCCCGGGCCAGCAUGUCGUUUUCCAGUCUGUCUCGGGGAAAGAAGGUGGCCCUGUCCACCCUGGGGGUAUUGGCAGCAGGGGGCGCUGGUCUGGCCCUGGCACUGCAGCAGUCCGUGAAAGCCUCGGACCUGGAGCUGCACCCGCCCUCGUACCCGUGGAGCCACGCGGGCAUCCUGUCGUCCCUGGACCACGCCAGCAUUCGCCGAGGGUACCAGGUGUACAAGCAGGUGUGCUCGGCCUGUCACAGCAUGGAGUACCUGGCCUUCCGCAACCUGGUGGGCGUGUCGCACACAGAGGCCGAGGUCAAAACCCUGGCCGAAGAGAUCGAAGUGGUGGAUGGUCCGGAUGACACCGGAGAGAUGUUCACCCGCCCGGGGAAGCUGUCGGAUUACUUCCCCAAACCGUACCCCAACGGCGAGGCCGCCCGCGCGGCCAACAACGGGGCCCUGCCGCCGGACCUCAGCUACAUCGUCAACGCCAGGCACGGGGGGGAGGACUACGUCUUCUCCUUGUUGACGGGGUACUGCGACCCCCCCGCAGGAGUUCAGGUCAGGGAGGGGCUCUAUUACAACCCUUACUUCCCGGGCCAGGCCAUCGGCAUGGGCCCCCCCAUCUACAACGAGGUUCUGGAGUACGACGAUGGGACUCCGGCCACCAUGAGCCAGGUGGCCAAGGAUGUGUGCACCUUCCUACGCUGGGCGGCCGAGCCGGAGCACGACCAGCGCAAGCGCAUGGGCCUGAAGCUGAUCCUGGGUGCUGCCAUCCUGACCCCGCUGGUCUACUACAUGAAGAGGCACCGGUGGUCCGUGCUGAAGAGCCGCAAGAUCGCCUACAGACCGCCCAAAUAGAGCAGCCACGCUCGCCCACGCCUUUCAGCUCCUGGAGUGUAUUUUAUUGGUCUUUGUGCACAUUGAAUGAGUAGCGGUUUUGAGCGUCAGGGUGUCUCUCCAGACCACGUUCUUCUCUGCUGGGGGGGGGGGGGGGGAGGAAGCAUUACUGGCAACGGCGUACUUGUUUCACUGUAAAGCAAAUGAAUCAUCAAAAGACAACCAUUUGACAUUGUCAGUAGGCGGCAUCUGUUCUGUUGAGGGCAACUCGAGUCAAUGCAAUCUUCCUGAGUCCGUGAACUGUCCUUUCUUGAGUUCACUUGUGUAAAUAUUUAAUAUACAGUGGUAUACCUAAUAAAGACAUAAUUUAACCCA
Anguilla anguilla (European eel) is the source of this 1341-nucleotide messenger RNA. It is a transcript of the gene cyc1, whose product is annotated as cytochrome c1, heme protein, mitochondrial. Lineage: Eukaryota; Metazoa; Chordata; Actinopteri; Anguilliformes; Anguillidae. The coding region runs from base 64 to 987 and encodes 307 amino acids. The record is from RefSeq and is a predicted model, not a curated record. Gene Ontology annotation, biological process: mitochondrial electron transport, ubiquinol to cytochrome c. The transcript has 7 exons. Gene Ontology annotation, molecular function: electron transfer activity; heme binding.